CCGUCCCUCGGCGGAUUCGCAUCUCCUGCGGUUCUCGAGGUACCUGUCCCCCUCCGACGCCGGCCCGCGCGCCCGAGCCCCGCUCCCCGCAGCCGGCCAGCGGCUCCCCGCGCCCCCUUCCCUUCCCGCCGCUUCUCGGAGCCUCGCCCGACCCGCGCCCUUCUUUCUCGGCGCGCGCGCAGCAUGGCGCCCCCCCGCGCCCUGGCGAUCGGGCUUUUGCUGGCGGUGGCGACGACGGCGGUGGCCGCGGCCGGGAAAGAGUGUGUCUGUGAAAAAUACAAGCUGACUACAAACUGCUUUACGAAUGAAAAUGAUGAAUGCCAGUGUACUUCUUUUGGUACACAGAAUGCAGUGGUUUGCUCCAAAUUGGCUUCCAAAUGUUUGGUGAUGAAGGCAGAAAUGAGUCAUUCCAAGAGUGGGAGAAGACUGAAACCUGAUGGGGCAUUUCAGAAUAAUGACGGGCUCUAUGACCCUGACUGUGAUGAGAAGGGUCUCUUUAAAGCCAAGCAGUGUAAUGGCACCUCCACAUGCUGGUGUGUGAAUACUGCUGGAGUCCGGAGAACCGACAAGGAUACGGAAAUAACUUGUUCUGAACGCGUGAGGACCUACUGGAUCAUCAUUGAACUAAAACACAAAGAAAGAGAAAAACCUUACAAUACUCAAAGUUUGCAGAAAGCACUUCAGGAGGCAAUCACAACUCGUUACCAACUGGAUCCAAAAUUUAUUGCAAAUAUUCUGUAUGAGAAUAAUGUUAUUACUAUUGACCUGGUGCAAAAUUCUUCUCAGAAAACUCAGAAUGAUGUGGACAUUGCUGAUGUGGCUUAUUAUUUUGAAAAAGAUGUUAAAGGUGAAUCCUUAUUCCUUUCUUCUAAAAUGGACAUGACAGUGAAUGGGGAGAGACUAGAACUGGAUCCUGGGCAAACUCUCAUUUACUACAUGGAUGAAAAAGCUCCUGAGUUUUCAAUGCAGGGCCUAACAGCUGGCAUCAUUGCUGUCAUUGUGGUUGUGGUUAUAGCAAUUAUUGCUGGAAUUGUUGUGCUGGUUAUUUCUAGGAAGAAAAGAACAACAAAAUAUGAGAAGGCUGAGAUAAAGGAGAUGGGUGAGAUGCACAGAGAACUGAAUGCAUAACUACUCCAAUGUGCAGAUUAACUAACUAGAAGAAGGAGAAUUAGCAAGUGGUACGCCAUUACAGAUGUGUGAACAUGGGACAAAAAGGUUUUUGAGGAUUACUAUUUUGUUAGUUAACACCAUUUGUUUGUAAUAUGAAACCUGUACUCAAACUAUAAGCAGCUUGAAAUUGGCAUUACCAGUCUUCAGAUUUCACAAGUGUCUUACAAAUACAGAUCUAAUAUAAAACCCACAACUUUGGACCGCAUAGUUAGAUCAUUUAUAAUUUUUGAAGAGUGCAUUAAGUAGGCUUCUACACUAGUUUGUUUGAAUGACCAGUGUCUCAUUCAUCUAAUUGAAAGCUGCCUUUCUGUUUAUUUUGAAUCUUGUAUAUAAAGUUUUUUUAAUGAAAUAAAACAUUUAAAAACUAA
Messenger RNA from Dipodomys spectabilis (banner-tailed kangaroo rat), 1538 nucleotides. RefSeq names its product epithelial cell adhesion molecule (gene Epcam). Lineage: Eukaryota; Metazoa; Chordata; Mammalia; Rodentia; Heteromyidae. Gene Ontology annotation, molecular function: cadherin binding involved in cell-cell adhesion. The transcript has 9 exons. Bases 184 to 1128 code for a protein of 314 amino acids. The record is from RefSeq and is a predicted model, not a curated record. Gene Ontology annotation, cellular component: bicellular tight junction; membrane.